CCUCUGUCCUAUAGUUACAGUGUGGUGGUGGAGGGGGAGAGAGGACAUAGACCUCAUAUCUACUGUCUGGAGCAACUCCUGCAGGAGGCUAUUGUGGAUGUGAUGCCUCCGUCAGUGUGGUAUCUUCCGGAAGGUUGUCGUAUCGCUGCCUACUGGAGUCAACAGUACCACUGUCUCUACCCUGGCACCGUAGUCAACGGAAGUUCAGACGGGGAUGACAGUGAUGACCUCAUCACGGUGGAGUUUGACGACGGUGACACGGGUCGCAUCCCCCUCUCCCACAUCAGACUGCUGCCCCCUGACUACAAGAUACAGUGUGCUGAGCCCUCCCCCGCGCUGCUAGUGGCCAGCUGCUCCAGGAGGCGUGUCAGGAAGAGCAGCAAGGCCACCAGUGAGACGAGGCCUAAAGCAGAGGACUCCGCCCCCAAGGGCAGAGGGAGACCGGCCAAGAAACCCAAACCCAAACCUGAGCCCCCAGUGAGCCCAGACCCCCGGGAGAAGACGACCCCCCCGGGACCCAGCCAGGCUCCAGACAGACCCCAGCUCCCCACCAGACCAUCCCAGGACAGGCCCUCCUCCUCCUCCCAGAGACCUCCUCAGGAAAGACCCCUGUCUGCCCCCAGGCCGGGACCAGGCCGACCCUCCAAGCCCACCAGCACCCCCAGCCUGCCUGCCCCCCCACCCAGCCAGAACCCCAGGAGACCCAGCUCAGUCCAGGCCUCUCCCAAAACCCCCCUGCCCCUCUCCCUCUACCACCCAGCCCCUUACGGGAAGAUACUAAGGGUGGACCUGUACAGUCAACCGAACCUCACGUCUUGUAACGUCAGCACCCAACCUAACCCUAAAACCAACCCUAAGUCCAACCCUACUAACCCUACCGUCAGACCCAACCCUCUUCUACCUAACCCUAAACCCAACCUUACCCCCGCACCAAAAUCCAAACCCAGACCUAACCCUGCAUCACCUAGCCCUGGACCCAGUCCCACAGCGGAACUCCCCAGACCUAGGCCUAACUUUAACCCUGACCACAACAAAUCCAGAACCACUCCCAAAUCCAUCUCUAGACCCAAACAGAACCAUAACACACCCAGACCCACCCCAAAUCUUUCUACCAAACCUAGACCCAGCCCCGGGCCCAGUUCUAGCACCUCCAAACCUAGACCCAGCCCCGGGCCCAGCUCGAGCGUCUCCAAACUUAGACCCAGCCCCGGGCCCAGUUCUAGCACCUCCAAACCUAGACCCAGCCCCGGGCCCAGUUCGAGCGUCUCCAAACUUAGACCCAGCUCGAGCAUCUCCAAACUUAGACCCAGCUCGGACAAAUCUUCUGCCGGAUCCAGACCCGACCCUAGUACCUCUGUUCCUGGUAUCUCCAGACCCAGGCAUGUCCCGGGGGAGGGCCGUGGGAGACGGGGGCGUAAGGCCCUCCCCGAGGAACCCCUAGUGAAGCUGGACCACGAGGGCGUGACCUCACCCAAGACCAAGAAGACCAAGGCUCUGAUGCUGCUAGAGGGGAGGGGCUUACGGCGAGAACACGCCCCCCUCGCCACGGCCGCGGUCAACCAGAGGCCGGCGAGGGUAAAGGGGAGGGAUCCAGAGGGCGAGGCGGGGCUGCCGGGGAGAGAGAGAGACGGGGGUGGGGAGGGAGGCAGAGAACCGAAGAGAGAGGAGAGACGGAAGAGAGGGGAGGAGAGAGGGGAGGAGAGGGAGAAGAGAGGGGAGGAGGAGGAGGCUGGAAAGAAGAGAGGGGGGUCUCACGGCAGCAGUAGUUCAGGGUCUGAGGAGGAGGAGGAGGAGACAGGGAAGAAAACGAUGAAGAAGUGUAGCUCCAACUGCUCCCACCCCUCCUCCCCAGCCUCCUCCUCCUCCUCCUCGUCCUCCUCUAGCACCUCCUCCUCCUCCUCCUCCUCCUCUUCCUCUUCCACUGACGAGGAGUCCUCUUGUAGUUCUGACGAGGAAACCGUACCCCCUCCCCCUCCCCCUCCACCUCUCCCUGCAUCCCCCCCUCCAACUACCCCACAGGAGGAGGAAGAGGUGGAGGAAGAGGAGGAAGAAAUGAAGAAGCUGAAAAAGGCGGAGGAGGAAGAAGAAGAAGUAUUAGAAGAGGAUCGAUCUCCCUCCUCUCCUCCCCCGUCUACCUCCCCGUCUUCCAAGCCAGCCAGGCCCCGGGGGCGUCCAGCCCGGCAGAAGUCCCAGGAAGGCGUGGGGUCGGUGGGCAGGCCGCGGCGCAGGGAGGGGGUUCACCUCCCCACCACCAAGGAGCUGGCGAAGAGACAGCGAUUACCCAGCGUAGAGAACAGACCCAAGAUCUCUGCCUUCCUGCCUGCCAGACAGCUCUGGAAGUGGUUUGGCAAACCCACACAGAGGCGUGGUAUGAAGGGGAAAGCUAAGAAGUUGUUCUACAAGGCCAUUGUGCGGGGGAGAGAGAUGAUUGGUAUCGGGGACUGUGCCGUGUUCCUUUCAGCCGGCCGACCCAACCUGCCCUUCAUAGGGAAGAUCCAGAGCAUGUGGGAGAGCUGGGGAUCCAACAUGGUGGUCAGAGUUAACUGGUUUUAUCACCCAGAGGAGACCAACCCUGGCAAGAAACUACACGACAAGAAGAACUGGAGUCAGAUGUCUGGUCAGUCUCUUCCUUCAGCUCUGCUCUCCUCCAACCAGAGGAAAGACUUCAUGGAGCGGGCUCUGUACCAGUCGUCCCACAGUGAUGAGAACGAUGUCCAGACGGUCAGUCACAAGUGCCUGGUGGUCAGCGUGUCAGAGUACGAGACCAUGACUCUCACACGUCGCUAUGCCGACAGCCAAGACCUGUACUACCUGGCGGGGACAUAUGACCCUACCACUGGCAUGAUCUAUAACACGGAUGGAGUCCCCGUCAUCUGAUCAACACGCUAACGACAUGUUUAACUACACACUUUAAUACACACACCCUGACCUUGACCCAACCAACCCCAAGGUUGAUCCAACCAACUCUAACGUUGAUCCAACCAACUCUAACAUUGAUCCAACCCAACUCUAACAUUGAUCCAACCAACUCUAACAUUGAUCCAACCAACCCCAAGGUUGAUCCAACCAACUCUAACAUUGAUCCAACCAACUCUAACAUUGAUCCAACCAACUCUAACAUUGAUCCAACCAACUCUAACAUUGAUCCAACGAAACAAGACCCACCUGAGAGAGAGAGAGACUACAGAAAGUCUUCAAACACAAGGCUCCUCUCCACAAACACACAAACACACACAGGCACACACCCAGACGUCUACCUGUAAAUACAUACAAUACUUC
This is a messenger RNA of Coregonus clupeaformis (lake whitefish), 3279 nucleotides long. Its product is annotated as trinucleotide repeat-containing gene 18 protein. NCBI's taxonomy places the organism in Eukaryota, Metazoa, Chordata, Actinopteri, Salmoniformes, Salmonidae. The record is from RefSeq and is a predicted model, not a curated record. The annotation marks the transcript as partial. Gene Ontology annotation, molecular function: chromatin binding. The transcript is spliced from 9 exons.